UUAUUGUCGGUAAAGAUGUUUAACUCUGCAGCUGUUUUAUGACACCAGCGUCAGGAGUUCAUGACGUCAGCUCUUUAUGGGGUCCACCCUCCAGUUUGACUCCUCAGAAACGUUAGUUUUGGUCGUGACUUCUAUUUCCGUGCGCUCGAUGACUUUCACUCGUCUCACAAUGUCCGGAGAGUUCAGAUCUUCAGCCUUUGUUUUUGCCUUGAUUGUCUACGGUGUUAUUAAAUCCACAGGGGCGCAGGCACCAACUACUUCUCCAGCUCCGACUCCUUGUGCCUUGAGAUCCAACACCAGUUGUGCUGAAUGCCUGCAGAACGUGACAUGUUUGUGGUGCACACCAACCAAACAAUGUGUGGACUACCCAGUGAGGAACAUCUUGCCCCCCAGCAGUGUCUGUCCGUUGAAUGACGCACGAUGGGGGUUGUGUUGGGUAAACUUCCAGAUUUUGAUCAUCACUAUGUCAGUGCUGGGUGGCAUCAUCAUCAUCACCAUUCUUGUUUGCUGCUUUUGCUGCUGCAAGUGUGAAAGAAUUGGGAACAAGAAAGAAGAUGCAAAGGUGGAGCGACAAACCCGGGCCAGAAAGAGCCGUCAGAAAGCAAGGAAAACAGAAAUGCAGCUGAGACAUGAUGAAAUCAGGCAGAAAUAUGGUAUGGCAAAGGAUAAUCCAUACGCCCGUAUGGAUGAUCACUGAGAAGAAUCUCAGCGAUAAUUCCUUU
Molecule: messenger RNA, 722 nt
Organism: Etheostoma spectabile (orangethroat darter)
Lineage: Eukaryota; Metazoa; Chordata; Actinopteri; Perciformes; Percidae
Gene: pttg1ipb
Product: PTTG1 interacting protein b
Exons: 7
Coding region: 77-697 (206 amino acids)
Biological process (GO): protein import into nucleus
Cellular component (GO): cytoplasm; nucleus
Source: RefSeq, a predicted model, not a curated record